Molecule: messenger RNA, 771 nt
Organism: Elephantulus edwardii (Cape elephant shrew)
Lineage: Eukaryota; Metazoa; Chordata; Mammalia; Macroscelidea; Macroscelididae
Gene: ENKUR
Product: enkurin, TRPC channel interacting protein
Exons: 5
Coding region: 4-771 (255 amino acids)
Cellular component (GO): acrosomal vesicle
Molecular function (GO): calmodulin binding
Source: RefSeq, a predicted model, not a curated record
GCCAUGGAUCCAAGAUGCUUUUCUGAGAGCAUUUAUAACCUCAUACCAAGGGAUGUGAAGGCGCCUCCCCAACCACCUAGGUACACAUCAGUUUUUAAGGAAACUGUGAGAGAUGACAUGAAAAAAAGUAAAACAGCAAUGAAAACUAUGGGACCAGCAAAAGUUGAAGUGCCUUCUCCAAACAAUUUCCUAAAGAAACAUUCAAAGGAAAAAACUCUACCACCCAAAAAAAAGUUUGAUUGGAGUGGACCCAGAAAACCCCCUGUACCUCGGAGAUGUGAACAUCCUGUUAUGGGAGUACAGAGUGGAAAAAAUUUUGUAAAUACAAAUGCAGCAGAUAUCAUUAUGGGAGUUGCAAAAAAGCCUAAACCAAUUUAUGUGGACAAACAAACUGGAGACAAGCAUGAUCUUGAAACUUCGGGAUUAAUUCCAAAGUUCAUCAAUAAAAAGGAUUAUGGUGUCACACCUGAAUAUAUAUGUAAGCGAAAUGAGGAAAUAAAGAAAGCACAAGAGGAGUAUGAUAAUUAUGUCCAGGAAAAUCUUAGAAAAGCAGCUAUGAAAAGACUAUCUGAUGAAGAAAGGGAAGCUAUUCUACAGGGAUUGAAAAAGAACUGGGAGGAGGUACAUAAAGAGUUCCAGUCUCUCUCCGUGUUCACAGAUUCCAUCCCAAAGAAGAUUCGCAAGCAGAAGCUUGAAGAAGAAAUGAAGCAACUGGAACAUGACAUCAGUAUGAUUGAAAAGCAUAAAAUUAUUUAUAUUGCCAGUAAGUGA